AUGUCCGCUAAGUCGACUCUCAUUGCCGCGGCGGUCAUGCUGGCCAUGGCACCGCUCCACGCAGGCGCGCACAUGAUUUUGAAAAGCCCGGUCCCCUACGGCAACCCCAACAACUCUCCUCUCGAGGCCACCGGCUCCGAUUUCCCUUGCAAAGCCGUUCCCUACACCGUCAACACCAUGAAUGAGUGGCCAGUGGGCUCCGAACAAACACUCUCAUUCACCGGCACCGCUGUCCACGGCGGCGGCUCCUGCCAAAUCAGCGUAACCACUGACAAGGAGCCCACAAAAGAGUCAAAGUGGAAAGUCAUCUACUCAAUCGAAGGUGGCUGUCCCGUUGAGGCUGCAGGUAAUCUUGACCAAAACGGUCCUAGCACCAACAAUGCCUUCAAGUACACUGUGCCUGCCGAGCUCCCUAAUGGGGUCAUGACAAUGGCAUGGACGUGGUUCAACAAAAUCGGAAAUCGGGAGAUGUACAUGAACUGCGCGCCCAUUACUGUCUCUGGUGGUUCUGAUGACACAGCUGGCUUCGACGCGCUCCCCGACAUGGCAGUCGCCAAUAUCGAGGUUGGUACAUCCUGCGGCACAACCGCGGACAGCAAAGAGUUCACCUUUGAGAAUCCCGGAAAGUACGGCACGGUUGCCGGAACAGGUCCGUUCGUGGAUCUCUGUUCAGGCAAGACUACCCAGGCAAGCUCCUUCAGUGGUGGCAGUGGUGGUAGUGGCAACACUGAUACUGAUCCUGCUCCUGCUCCCGGUAACUCAUCUGCCGCCAACCCUCCCUCUGCUCCAACGGCUUCUCCACCCGUAGCCACACCACCCUCCGUGUCCACCACAGCAUCAACUUUCCGCACCAUCAAAACAGUCACUGCGCCCAUGCCCCCGCUACCCUCCAAGACUGGUGGUGUAUUCGCACCAGGCGCUAGCUCCGCUAUCAUGCCAACUGCAUCCGCCGUCGCCCCAUCUGCGCCUCUCCGUCCAACAGGUCAAGCUCCUGCAGCAUCAGUAUCGCCUCAGCCACAGCCGUCAGCCACACCCUCUCCCAAGAGCCCGGUCGCCGGUUCCGCAGGCGAGGCAUGCAGCACUGAUGGUGCUACUGUUUGCUCAGCCGAUGGUACAAAGUUUGGUACUUGUAACUUUGGCAAAGCGAUUAUGCGGCCUGUGGCUGAUGGGACGACGUGUAAGGAUGGGGCUAUUGCGAAGAGAGGGGAGAAGGAGUAUCGCCAUCGGAAUCAGAGGACUGCUGUUUAG
Alternaria arborescens is the source of this 1248-nucleotide messenger RNA. RefSeq lists its product as hypothetical. The coding region runs from base 1 to 1248 and encodes 415 amino acids. The transcript has a single exon. The record is from RefSeq and is a predicted model, not a curated record. Lineage: Eukaryota; Fungi; Ascomycota; Dothideomycetes; Pleosporales; Pleosporaceae.